Messenger RNA from Amoebophrya sp. A120, 1110 nucleotides. NCBI's taxonomy places the organism in Eukaryota, Dinophyceae, Syndiniales, Amoebophryaceae. The record is from the annotation of a GenBank genome assembly.
GAGGACGAUAACUUCUUCCAGAUUCUUAUUUACAUUUCAGAGAUGAACAACGCUCGCUGAAAGAAAUAUCUUGGAAUAUUUUUCUUGUUGGUAUUCCUGUUGUCGUCUUGAUGCCAGGCCUGUUGUCACAAGAACCCUAUUGACACCUUGUAUGUGUUGACGAGGAGAGCACGAGCUGCAGCUGCAACUGUAUUGUGAAGAACAGGGUCACGACGAUGCGAAAGAGCAGUUAAAAGAGAACAAAACACGUGAAGAAUCAAUUGCUCCACCAGUGCAGAAAAAACGACAAAAAUGAAGUUGAUGCGCGGUGCUCUCAACCGGGGGAGCACGGGGACGCCGGCGGGCGCUCAGCGAGGAGGUUUCUCUUCGCAUGGAACCCCCGCGGACGAUGAUCCGCCAGCCGCGAAUUCCUACUAUAAACACGACGACCAAGACCACAUGUUCGGCGACAGAACUUCGUCCUCGCAGCCGAAACCGCACAAGCCGCGGCGGUCUGCGAAGAAAUUUUUUUCCAAAUUUUUUCAGUUUGACUCCUGGUUUUCCGCCAGCGCCUUCGGGGGCCGGAAGAGGGGAAAAACAUCGAAAACCAGGGCUGAUAGUCACUCCGGACGAACGGGGCCCCUUUCGGGCACUAGCGACAGAAACGAGAGUGGAAAUCACGGUGAUUUAUUUUAUCGGGCUGCAGAAGAAAAUCAAAAUACCAGAGAAGAUGAAGAUUAUCACUUCGACCUGUUUGAUGGGAGACUGCCGGUCGACGCGGUGGUGCAGAUCGAUAAUCCAGUUUUGCGGGAGCAGAUGGAAGAUCUGUUGCGACGGAUGGAAUGGGAAAGGCAGCGGGAGUUGGAAGAAGAGGUCAUGCUGUCUUCCUCUGACAGUGAAGAAGAUAGUGAAGAUGGUACCGGAUCCAGAGAAGAUUAGGAUAGCACUUCGUAUACUGCUGGGCACGACAAAAGCAGCCAGAAUUUUUGAUCUCCCUUUUCUUGAGUAGAGCCAUUCACGAUAUUAGAGGACCUUGAUGCGCCACCAGCACGGUUGCUCUCACGUCCAUGACGCAAAAAGAAAAGAAGUAACAAACAAACAACCCUGCGUAGAGGUGGAAGUACAUCAAAA